This is a messenger RNA of Girardinichthys multiradiatus, 1308 nucleotides long. RefSeq lists its product as uncharacterized. The coding region runs from base 35 to 1075 and encodes 346 amino acids. The record is from RefSeq and is a predicted model, not a curated record. The transcript is spliced from 2 exons. Lineage: Eukaryota; Metazoa; Chordata; Actinopteri; Cyprinodontiformes; Goodeidae.
UCUCGUGUGUUUGCUACCCUGUCUGUGUCCUGUCAUGGAUAAUAAAGACUCAUCUUACCUGAAAACCUCGAGCUUCCAGAGUUCUUCUCUGCAUUUUGAUCCAUUAAAAACCCACUUUAUGACUAAAGGAACCAGCCAACUGGACCAAGCGGGAGGAAUGGGGAGGGAAUUUAAGAGAGGUGAAGUCCUCAUAAAACUGUUUACCCACCUUGCUCCCAGCUCCCCAUGGAGAAGGCUGGAGAUAGCUGGGAGCCUCCAAGACUGGCUCGAGGCGAGGAAGGAUUUUUUCCCUGAUCCUCGGAUCCACCGCACCAUCGAGGCCGAUCAACAAAGGGCCCUGGGAGAAAUUGUCGCUUCAAUGAGGAGGCGUCCUACCCUCUCCUCCAUUCGCCUCACCACUGAAGCUGGAGGCGGCUUUCUGGAUCAUGUUUUAGCUCCUGAUCAGCCAUCGCCACUGCUUCCGACUCCUAAUCCUAUUCUUGGUGCAGUUUCGGAGGGGUUCAUGGAUGAAUCGCCUCCACUUCCUGCUCCUGUUCCUGGUUCUGUUCCGGAGGGGUCCCAAACCGAGCCGCCCUCACACUUUGUUCUUAUUUGUGAGGGGCUCAUGGAUGGACUGCCUCCACUUCCUGCUCCUCUUCCCGGUCCUGUCUUGGAGGGCUCCGUGGACGAACUGCCUCCAUCCCUGAUUCCCCUUCCGGAGGUGUUUGUGGAGGACCUGUCUCCACUUCCUGUUCCUGUCCCUGAGGGGUGCGAGGACAUAUCCUCUCCACCCGCUGUGUCUCAGUGGCUCCGCCGCAGAUAUCCACGGCCUCACCGAAGGUCCCAGUGGUCUCCGCACCGCUCCACCGUGGGUUCUCCCGGUCCCGCCGCCGGCUGUCAGAUCUUCUACUCCUACGUCGCCGGCCUGCUGAUUGCCUGCCGCCUGAAAUCAGGCUCCUCUCAUGUGGAACCAGCUCCCAGUUUUAGUCCAAACUACAUCUGGCCUGGCACUGUGUUUAGCUGUGGUACCUUCCUAGAGGGGGGCAUUGGCCAAGCUCCUGCUGGCAACAACUUCAUGCUCACCUUAUACAGAUGAUACACUUGGCCCUGUCUUUCAGUGUUAACCAUGUCUCUCCUAGACAUACAGUAGCUACUGGCUGAGCUUCUACUUUUACUAACUGUAUGUGCUUUCUUUCAUACUCAAGUCUUGAAAACUGGCUCAGAGUUCACCUGCUUAGCUGUCUUUCUCUCCUAGAUAAAACCACUAAAGGAGCUAUAACCAGUAAUGCUUUACGUUUCUUUCCCAUAUAAAGUACUCCUGGAUCAGUG